Drosophila santomea is the source of this 1258-nucleotide messenger RNA. RefSeq names its product spaetzle-processing enzyme. The transcript is spliced from 4 exons. Gene Ontology annotation, biological process: proteolysis. Lineage: Eukaryota; Metazoa; Arthropoda; Insecta; Diptera; Drosophilidae. Gene Ontology annotation, molecular function: serine-type endopeptidase activity. The record is from RefSeq and is a predicted model, not a curated record. Bases 158 to 1258 code for a protein of 366 amino acids.
GCCCUAGCUUAAGCAUUUGUAUUCGAUUUAAAUUCAGCUAUUUCCUAGUAAAUCACAGAGGGCGAAACAAAUCUUGGACUUUCCUUGGUCAAGGUUUAAUGCAUUUAAUGGUGUUUUAGUUUAGCUUCAAACAUUGUUUGAGCUCUGACGUUGAAGGAUGGACUUCCUCCGAGUGUAUCUAUUCUUUCUGCUCCAGGCUCAACUGCUGGUGCACUUGGCUGAAUCUGCGUUUCCGUCUUGUCUACCGGAUGAGCAAUGUACCCGACUAUCCGAAUGUUCACCACUUUUGCGCUUUCUGAAGCCCAAAAACAUGACGCCAGCCGAGAUGGAGGUGUUCAGCCAGAGACAGUGCGGCUAUGACCCCAAUGGCGGGGAAUUAGUGUACAGAGUUUUUGUGUGCUGCCCGGAAUGGGAUUACGUUUUGCCAAAUCACCGGAUAUGCGGACAAACACCACCCGCUUAUCGAGUUGCUAGAGGCAAAGAGGCGCAGCUCAACCAGAUGCCUUGGAUGGCCAUGCUUUUAUAUGCGGAACUCUACAUGCCGGCGUGGAAUAGAAGACUUGUGUCCAGAUGCGCAGGAUCCCUUAUCACCAAUCGCUACGUGCUGACCGCUGGCCAUUGUCUAAAGAGAUUGGGUUACGAACUCAGGAGGGUGCGCCUUGGCGAACAUAACACCCUUAGCAAUCCUGACUGCGUCACCGAGAUGAAUGGUAGAUGGAAGUGCGCUGCAGCGCAUCUGGAGAUCGACGUGGAGUGGAGUAUCAGGCAUGAGGACUACAUGGUCAUCGAUCAGAGGCCCUACAAUGACAUCGGCCUGCUGCGACUCAAAUUCCCAGUGCGCUAUACCGCUGCAAUCAAACCCAUUUGCAUUGAGCUUGGCUAUGCAUUCUCGAAUCCCUCCUUUGACAACUAUACAUUUCAAAUAGCCGGCUGGGGAUUGACUCUCUGGGAGGGCUAUAGCAAUGUGCUACUACGGGCCCAUGUGACUGGUAGGAGAGCGGAUAAGUGCUCACUGAGAUUGGGAUUGAGGGCGGACACCCAGAUAUGCGCCGGCAGCCUGGGAGGCAGUGACACCUGCAAGGGCGACUCCGGCAGUCCGCUGAUGGCCACCAUGGGUCGAGCUGACGAGGAAUUCGUAUAUCUGGCCGGCAUCACAUCCUAUGGCUACAAUCAGUGCGGUUCCGGACCGGCGGCUUACACAAAGACAUCAAAAUUCCUGGAAUGGAUUCAAUGGAACAUGUGGGAACAGCAUACUUAA